This is a messenger RNA of Colletotrichum godetiae, 1042 nucleotides long. RefSeq lists its product as uncharacterized. The record is from RefSeq and is a predicted model, not a curated record. Lineage: Eukaryota; Fungi; Ascomycota; Sordariomycetes; Glomerellales; Glomerellaceae. The coding region runs from base 270 to 872 and encodes 200 amino acids. The transcript is spliced from 2 exons.
UGAGACAUUACGAGACAUUCACUCAAGGAAUGACUAGGUCGACGGUCGACCGAGCUGUCAGACAGUGGAACUCCCAUUCCUUGCAUCGUCCCAGCCCUCCGACAGAUUGAGGCAAGGGCUCUGACUAUGGCCCAACGAUGCCGCGGUAUUAGAGUGGUCACCUCAGGAAAGACGUCACUCACUCAUCUUUGCCAACGUUGGCAUUAGCGUAUGAUUAGUGAAUAGUGGCGUCCAGUCGUAUUGCAAGGCUGGCAUACGACCAGGGUCGGAUGGAUGGUGUCCGUGAUGCCUCGCUCUUUCUGCCCUCGACACGGCAGGAGCUAAUGGCACGAGGUGCUGAACACCGGGGUGGCAUGCGGGACAAGGCAUGGCAUCCACCAAAAGAAAACAUGGAAGGUGCAGGCCAAGCCAGUCCGCCUGCUCUUUCUUGUGGAAAGCAUGGGAAGGUAAUCAACACGAGCGGGGCAAGAGCACGAGAGAGUGAGCGUGCAUGGCUUCUGAGACCUUUCCGUCCCAAGCUCGUACUUCCAUUCCCGCUUCUUUUGGGCCGGCGUCAAUUUGCACGUUACUGCCACGAGGUCGUUCUUUCUCUCUCCGCUGAUCUUCUCUACUUCUACCUUUCGUCCGCCUGUUCUCCUUUCUCUUCUUUCCAGCACUGCCUCAAGUCGACUGGACAUACAACCUCUCGCUACCUUACCCUGUUCCAAAUCAUUGGACUCCUUCGCCUCGAAUACUUGUUAUCAAACUCUACCGUUCCUUUACAUCUUUUCCGCACAUGUUCAUAUCCUUCAAGCCACCAUCAACUUCGCUCUAUACGGAAAUCGUGGAACGCUGUCCAUCCUCAACUAUCAAGGAAUCGUGUCAUCUACUAAAAAUUCUGGGGAAUUCGGGUGUCUUUCCGAUUGUUUGAAUAGCAGUCUCACAAGUCUAUUUCCUCCCACUGAACAAUGCGGCUCUUCCAUCGACAUCGAAACAAGCAGAAGAAUCCGUCUGUCACCAUUCAAGAAGACAUACUUUCACCCUUCGACUCACCAGCACCUUU